Sungouiella intermedia is the source of this 3459-nucleotide messenger RNA. The record is from the annotation of a GenBank genome assembly. Lineage: Eukaryota; Fungi; Ascomycota; Pichiomycetes; Serinales; Metschnikowiaceae.
AUGUCACUCCCGAAGGCGCUGAUUUUCAAACCUCGGCGUUUUGAUGCGGCUGAGUCUACCACAAUCUCGCCAAAAUCUUUCUCGGCAGAUUCUACAAAUGACGCUCCAUCGUUUUCCACUUUUGCUAACAUAAACACAUACUCAGGUGAGGAACUCACCAAGAACGACAAGUACUGUGUGAUCAAGCUUCCAGCGCAGCCAGACAUACUCAAUAAUGACCGAAUGGAUCUUGCCGACGAGACGUUGAAUGGUUACACCGACAACAGCACUAAAAGUGCUGUGGUGGUUUGUGAGAAGUUCAUCAGUGUUUGGCCCUACAAUUCUGCGGACUCUACUCCCAUCAACUACGAAUUUCCUCUCGAAGAAGGAGGUAACAAUUCGUUAGAAUUGGCAAUUUUGACCCGUCCGGCUCCAGGAACGUCCACGGACCCAGGAUUGGUCACCAUCAACUCAGUCAAUGGCCAUGUCAGAUUCUACGAAAGCGUCCAUUAUGCGCCAGCUUUAGGGCUCAUUAACAGCAAACUCAUCGAGACUACUGUUGCCAUCCUGGCUGCCCAGGGAGAGUAUAUUACAGUGGCAGAAAAUGUCGAGCCAGCAGGUAUAGUGGUUGCAACAUCUUGGAAACGAGUGGUGUUAGUGUUGUUGCGAGACUUCAACGGAUCUCCGCACUUAUCUACGUUGGAGCUUAUUAGCCCGUCGCAGUCGCUGCGUGUUUUUGGCUGGUUGGGACGUGGCAGUGGUGACAAUAUAUCGAAUGACGUGGUUUCAAUAAAAACAGGAAAAAUUUCUGCUAAUGGCAUGUCCCAGGAGAUCAUUGUGCAAGAUGCCGCCGGAGUAUUUAAAAAGUUCAUUUUCCAGUCGUCUGUGACCGGAGAUCCUUCAAUUAACCACAGGAAAACAACCACACACAAGUUGGCAUCCUAUUUGGAGAAUAACAUCGAUGGCUUUAUUCCUGGUGCGGUGGUUGAUGUCAAGUACCUUGAUCUUUGGCCGUUGAGGCUCCAAUCCGAUGCAGAAAUUUCUAUUUCUGAUGAUGUUUAUACGGCUUUGGUGCGUGUACAAAGUUCCAUCCACGGCGAAAGCCAUUACAGACUUUUGUUGGUCACCAUGAAGAUCAACGAGCUGGGUGUUCUCGUUUACGGCUCUCACCAAUUGCCAGACGUGGGAAAAGGAAUUUCAGACCAGGCAGCAUUAAAGCCUCGUCUCUACAUUCCCAAGCCAGGGUCGACUGCGUUUAUUGUGGUUGACAACUCGGUGAUUCUUACCGACAUUAACACAUCCUUUUUAACAAAAUCACAGGCUCCAGCUUUUCUGUACUACACGCCCCAAUGGGAGGAUGUCAUAAACUUUAAGUCAUCGGUGCAGAUCGUGGGACUUGGAUAUGAAGACAAAGUUGACGAUAAUGCGAACUCUUCAUUAGUUUUGAUAACUAAAGGCUAUGGAGUAUUGCGAAUUGAACGUUUUCCUGACUCUAAGGAUGGUUCCUCUUCGGAUGUGACCGACUCGACCGAUCCAGUUUACCUUCUCAAAUCUCACAUUCAACAGGCUAUUUUUUACCACAACUCUGAUGCCGUUGACUUUGAUGUGGGUUCAACUUUCCCUAUCGAUGUGGUUUCACAAGCCACCCACGAAAUUUUAAAGGAAAUUUUGGAAUCAUCGUGUGCCUAUCUCCCUCCGUUCUUCUCCAGCACUAGAGACUCGUUCUCUACCAGAAUCACACUCUUGCGCGAAUUGAUCUCGUAUGUCUCGCGAAAUUUCACUGACUCGUGGUUUGUGAUUCUUCCAGAUAUUGUUCAAGCAUUGGAGAAAUUGGAAGCCGCCCAGAAUUUGUGGCUCCUCAUCGAUGUUGACACCACUGAAGCUUCACUUUUGAAGGCCAAAUUGACAUCUGUCAUUGAGAAGCUUGAAUUAGGCAGCGGCGACGACAUCGCGCGUUCGUUCUUUCUUCAUAAUGUCAAUGAUAUUCUUUUGGUUUUGACACUGUUGGUGCAACAAUUGAACCAAGACAAUUUUUCUUUUCAGGUUAUUGUGAAGAUCUUAGUGGCCACAUUGCAUGAUGCAGUGGUGAAAAAUGAGAAGUCUCAUGUUACCGGAGUCGAGCAGAUUCCUACAAGAAUGCUUUGGAUCUUUGAGCUGAAGUUGGUAAUCUUAGCCGAAGAGGUCUUUUCAAAGGCUUACUGUACUAAGGGCACUAAUAUCAUUAAUACUCCAAAUGACCGUCAGGAUCUUGUCAAAAUGAGUUACACAUUGUUCUUUUUGGUUACUUAUGCCAUCCAAUUUAUGCAAGACACAGAGGAUAACCAAUUGAAGGGCUACUUGGACUGGUAUAAGCUGAGAAAGGGUGAUUGGGUGAACGCAUUGAUUUCAAACGGUAUGGUAGGGGAAGCGUUGAAGAUGACUGAAAACUUCCAAGAUUUCUAUUCUCUUGCCUUGGUUUUGGAUAAAGAGAAAGAACAAAGAUCGCCAGAAUAUGUUCUGGAGCAGAUUCGUUUUUUCGUGGACAAGUAUGGCUAUUCUUUUGCAUCUAAAUUGUUUGAGUACUACAUCAAACACGACCAGAUCAUGAUUCUUCUUCUGGAUUGCACAUCGUACCUGGGAUACUUGGAGCAGUACUUCAAAAGUAACCCGCGUACAACCUCGCAGGUAGCUUGGAUCUAUUAUUUGCAAUCAAAGAACUUCAAGGACGCCUCCAACGUGUUGAUGUUAUUGACUUCCAAGAAAGAGACAGACAACCAACAAAGCCAAGAGCUCAAUUAUUCAUUGGCCAAAUUAUCGGCCAUAGCUGCCAAGGCAGACGACAUCUCCGGAGAAGAGAGUCCCAUACUUGAUGAGAUUGCCAUUGAGGCAGAAAACAACCUUUUGGUGAUCAGAGUGCAGAACAAGAUUCAUCAUUUAUUGAGUUCAUAUGUGCAAGGAAAGAAAGACCUUAUAACUCUCGAUUACUUCUUGAAGAAUUUUGCCAAUGUCAAGAUACCUAAAAGGCAGCUUAAAGUGGAAAUUGAAGCAUUCUUCCAGCGGUUUGUGGACCAGCUACCUAUAUUGAAGGAGCAGCUCAUCUUACUCUUGACCUCUAUUCUGCCCAAACAGCAGUUUUCUUCAGUGUACGUUGAUGCACUCUUCGUUGCUGCUCUGAUAGCUAGCGACGAUAUUUACCAGGAGCAAGCAAGGGAGGUUUGGCUCAAAUUGUUGACGCUUACAGACGACUGGAGUGAGAUCAAUAACACCAGUGACAACGUUGAUGAGGUUAACAAGAUGAAGGUUAGGGAAACUGCCCUCUACACCACCAUCAAGGAAGUUCAAUAUAACCACGGAAUCAUGAGUGUUCUAGAAAGUCUUAUUGAAUCAUUAAAGGAGGAAUCUGGUGACGACGUGUCUUCUUUAUUCGAGAAGGCUCGGCAGCUAGUGAAGUCCAGCAAUCUUGCGUUGUGGGUGGAAACAAUCAGGACAGAGGCGCACUAG